GAAACCGCCGGUUAGUGCAGAAGAAUAAGAAAUAGAAGAAGGGGGCGUCCUCUCCGCUGACAGUCCGCCAUGCUCACCCUGCUGCACCACUGUAGUCGUAACUUCUUGACAUUCAGCACAAUUCAGACAGUUCAUAGAAGUUACUACACGACACAGAUGGGUAAGCGCGUGGCUGUGGUGUUGGCAGGCUGCGGAGUUUAUGAUGGCAGUGAGAUCCACGAGGCCUCCGCUGUUUUGGUCCACCUGAGCAGAGGAGGUGCAAGUGUAAACAUGUUUGCCCCAAACAUUGACCAGAUGCAUGUGGUGAAUCACCUGAAAGGCGAACCGUCUGAAGAGAAGAGAAAUGUGUUGGUGGAGAGCGCAAGACUGGCCCGUGGAGACAUCCAGGACCUGUCUAAACUCAGUGUUAAAGACCAUGAUGCUGUUAUCUUCCCAGGCGGUUUUGGUGCAGCGAAGAACCUCUGUACGUGGGCUGUGCAGGGGAAGGACUGUUCCGUUAAUGACGAGGUUAAGGCCACGCUGCAGGCGUUCCACGGCGAGGGUAAACCCAUCGGCCUCUGCUGCAUCUCACCUGUCCUGGCUGCCAAGGUGUUUCCUGGCUGUGAGGUCACCGUUGGUAUCGAGAAGGAUGACAAGUAUCCCGACACUACUGACACCGCAGCGGCCAUCAACCAGUUGGGCUGCAAGCACGUGAGUAAGAGCGUCAGCGAGAGCCACGUGGACGAGAAGAACAAGCUGGUCACCACCUCUGCGUUCAUGUGCAAAGCUCCAAUCCACGAGAUAUUUGAUGGAAUCGGAGCGAUGGUGCAGGAUGUGUUGAAACUUGCUUGAAGUGUACUAGAAAGAUGGUGGAAACGGAAAGAAAAGAACGGGGUGCUGUUGUUUAAAAGAGCUUAAUAGUUGCUGCAGCCUGCUGAACUGAGAUAGAAUAAUGUUACAGUAACUCUUCGAUUUAAAAGCACUUCCAGAUACUCUUAAAAUAUACGUUUGUAAAAGUAAUACAUGGUCUGAUUUAUUUUGACUAAAUCUUAUUGGAUUAUAUUCUAAUGCAGUGGAUCCAUAUAAUGAUGGCAAUGCUAAUCACAUUUUAGAAAAUCAACAGCAACUAUUGUACAAAAAAAAUGCAAUAAAAUGAUAAAAUGAAACUGUUCACUUUU
Sander lucioperca (pikeperch) is the source of this 1157-nucleotide messenger RNA. RefSeq lists its product as uncharacterized. The record is from RefSeq and is a predicted model, not a curated record. NCBI's taxonomy places the organism in Eukaryota, Metazoa, Chordata, Actinopteri, Perciformes, Percidae. The transcript is spliced from 4 exons. The coding region runs from base 70 to 831 and encodes 253 amino acids.